This is a messenger RNA of Gryllus bimaculatus (two-spotted cricket), 4318 nucleotides long. Lineage: Eukaryota; Metazoa; Arthropoda; Insecta; Orthoptera; Gryllidae. The record is from the annotation of a GenBank genome assembly.
CUCGUGGUUUCCGGCUAGUAGGUUUUCGAAACGUCAUGGUGCAAUGACAGAACAAGUUCACUGUCAGACCUGCUAUGGAAGGGAGGAACAUAUGGAAUAAUUUUUUGAUUUUAUUGUUGAUACAUCACAAUGUCUGUUUAGGAAUUAAACUAACAGCUUAUCUGUCAGAAAAUGGUUUACAUGGCACUGUAGAUUUUCAAGAACAACCAAAGGAUAGUAAAAAUGUGUACAUACAGGUUUCAUUACAAGUGGCUGAAGAUCAAUCUGUUUGGUCAUGGCAAAUACGAGAAUUUCCUCUGUAUUACACAAAUUUGGAAAAUCGUUGCACUGGAAACAACUUAGGAUCAAAACUGGUAGAUUUAAAUGAGAUUGUUGGACCAUUGACAUUUCCUGAUAACAGCUCUAGUACAGUGAUUUUGUCAAAAGAUUUACUGUCCUUGGAAGGUCCAAGAGGCAUAUGGGGACGGUCACUGGUAUUACACUCUGAUGAUGGACGAAGAGCUUGUGGUUCAAUUACUAUUUCAGGUGCUGCUGAUGAGAAAGUAGCAGAAGCAAGGUUUUUUUCUCCACUUACUGGUUCUGUAUUUUUUCGUUGGGCUGGCAGUCAACAAUUAAAUACAAUAGAUACCUUAGUACAUGUCAAUCUAUAUCGAGUGUCAAAACCUUCAUGGACCUUGACAGAAAAUACCAAACAUAACUGGAAAAUAUUUGCUACUGAUAUUUUGGAUUCUGAAGCUGAUAAGGCAAGAGAAAAUUGCAAUUUUUUACAACUUGUAUUUGAUCCUGAAUCAGCUCCUAAAGGACAAGCUAUAGGAGAUAUAGAUAAUCGAUUGGGCACACUGCAAGUGGCUAAAGAUUUUGAAUCUUCAGUUACUUCAGUAUUUCAUGAUCCAGUUUUGGCAUCUUUACCUGUAGCAUUACUAGACAAUAGAAGAAGUCUUUAUCUAGUUAUAUUUGAUUCCCGUCAUCAUGACAGUUUCUUGGGGUGUGCUAAGAUUCGUGAGCUUUCUCCUAUUACAUUCAAAACAUUGAUCAGUUCAAAUGGAAUUAAAGGGCAAGUAACUUUCAGUCAAAGAUCCCCAUUUGAUCCCACAUGGCUACAAUUUAAUCUAACAUCACCAAGGAAUGAGGAUAAACGUAUUUCUUCAUUCAAGAUAAAUGAGUUGCUUCCCUUGUCAUAUGUACCUCCUGGAGAAAAUCGCUGCUUGACCACUGGUCAGCUAUUCAACCCCACAAGUAUUUCUAAUGAAAAUGCGGGAGCCAGUCAGGACACAUAUGCCAUUGGAGAUUUAAGUGGGAAACACAACAUGUGGAGAAAAGAACUCACACUAUCUGAGUUGAAUCAGAAAUACUGGGAUGUUUUUCUUCCACUGCAGGGACCACAUAGUAUUGGUCAUCGCUCUUUAGUUUUUCAUAGAAAUUUAGGAAAUGGUACAAUGGUUCCAUGGUUCUGUGGAGAUUUAAUACAGUACUUGUCAAGUAACAAAAAUUGGAAAAUGCCAAUGUUUACGGCAUCAGUAGUGUUCCGAUAUCCAACAGUAGGAAGAAUUAUUUUUCGCCAACCUAGAGAUCAACCCUGGACUGAUACUACAAUCAUUAUAGAAUCUCUUGUGCAUGGUGAUGGCACUAAUUUAAAUAACACAGAAGACCAUCGUUGGCUUAUUCAUGAAUUUCCUCCAGGAAAGGAUUUUUACAAUUGGACCGGCAGGUGUCUCAGUGCUGGAACUCCUUACAAUCCUUACAAGGUAGAUUAUGAUCCUAAUAAUGAUGAAACAUGCAAUCAGUUUUCACCAAGUAGUUGUCGACUAGGUGAUUUGUCAGGUCGUCAUGGCACAUUAAAAAUUGCAGGUCGACGAGUCAAUGGAACUCGCCUUACACGGCGAUUGUUCACUGACAGUCAGCUUCCGUUGAGUGGAGCAGCAAGUAUAGUAGGACGAGCACUUGUUUUGUAUGAUGAUAAUGGACCCAAAGCAAGAGGAGAGAGACUUGCAUGUUCCCCUGUUACAGCUGUGUAUCGACGAAAAGCUGUUGUAAAAGACUGGUUUGGAAAUGGGCAAUUGACACCCGCUCCUGUGCAAGCAAACUUAGAAUUUCCAUGUGAAGCUUCAACCCUAUAUGGACAUUGGAAUCCCAAAGGUGUUUCUCCAAGAUUAUCCCCACCACCUACUCAAGGGAGUGAUGAUGAAUAUGAAAUGGGAGAUUUAAGUGGAAAAUUUGGUUUAUUGAACAAUCUGACUAGUUUAAUUGCUGCAUAUAAUGACACUGACAUCACUCUGUUUGGACCUUCCAGUAUCCUUGGUAGAUCAGUGGUUAUUCACAAGAGAGAGAAAAAUGUGAGAUGGACUUGUUCUUCAAUAGAGCGAGGUUAUGCUCCAUCAGAAGCCCGUGAAUUGCGUGCUAUUGCAUCUUUUCACCAUCCCCUAGGAUUUGCUUGGGGAUAUAUUCGAAUGACCCAGUUAAUUUAUAAUGAUGGAAGUGCUAGUGAAACAAUUCUUGAAGUAAACUUACGGCAUCCUGGGAAAAAUGAUCGUAACGUGACCAGGAAUCACAAUUGGGCAAUUUAUGUCAAUCCCGUGGGUGUUGAUGCAUCAGUGAAAAUUUUAAAUACUCGAUGUGUUGCUGGAGGUUAUAUCUGGAAUCCAUAUUAUACACAACUUGCAGAUCCACGUAAUGAUGAACUGUAUCGUGAAGAAUGUGGUCCUGACAACCCUCUUCGUUGUUAUGUUGGAGAUAUUUCUGGAAGAUUAGGUACUAUUGACAUAGGAGUGGAAAGACAAGUAUUUUCUGAUGUAAACUUUCCUCUUGAAGGACCUGUGUCUGCUCUUGGAAGAUCUAUAGUCAUCUUAAAUAAAGACCGAGGACAUGAACGGUUUGCGUGUGCUAACAUUGAGCCAGAUUAUGAUAUUAUCAAAUAUGCCAAUUUGAGAAAACCUCCCAAAUUUGUUAUGGCACAGUUCAUAGAUGAUGUUCGAGAAGUAAUGGGAAUUCCUGAAUGGAUGCUUUCCGUGGAUAGUCGUAAAACUAAACUACUUCAUGGUGGAGGUUGUGUGCAAUUCUUAAUGCAUUUUAAAGGUCCUGUUGCUAGUCAGUUGGAGCAGGAUUUCAAUCGUCUCAUAAAUAUAGGAGUACUUUCAACUCCUAGUUUAUAUAUUCAUGGCUAUGUUCCACCUCUAAAGAGAAAAACAACCUUACCAUAUAGACCUUGUGGAUCAAGGGAUCCUGCAGACAGAAAAUCUAGAAACAAUGGUGGACACAAUUUCCAUGUACACUCUCCUACAAAAUUUCUGCUGCUCGUUGUAAUUUUUUGUUACUUUUUAUAUUGAUGGCUUGUGAAUAUGUAUAUCUAUGGAAGUCAAAAUAUUUAUUUUAAUUUUUUUGAUAAUGCAGACUUUAUUUUUUCAUAACUAUAUACAUGACUGUGUACAUGACUAUCUUGAAAUAAAGUAUAUAUUUUCUAACUCUUUUCUUUUCCAAUUAAUUCUUCUUAUUUCAGAUUUUUAAAAACCAGUGGUAUUUCAUGACUUGUUGUGAGCAGAAAAGUGCGAACAUCAAAUUCCAGUUUGCUUGGUGUGUGUUUGCUAGGCAGCACUUCAUAGUUCAGCAAGAUUCGGGAUAUGGCAUUCUUGGCUACCAUGAGUGCCAUCCUCUUCCCUAUACAAAUUCUUGGCCCUUCUCCAAAAGGCAUGUAUGCAAAUUUAUGUCUAUUUCUUUUAUUCUCCUCUGAAAAUCGUUCUGGGUUAAAAUUUUCAGGAUCAGGAUAUAAAUCUGGAUCUCUCUGAAUACCAAGUAAACUUGUAAAUAUAUGUACUCCUUUAUCCACAACAAAAUUUGUUCCAGGAAUUUGGAAUGGUUUAGUACAUGUUCUAUCCAGAAUUGGCAUUGUAGGAUACAAACGCAAAGUUUCUGAAACAACCAUGUCUAAAUAACGUAGAGAAUGAAUAACCUCGUAAGAUAACUUCCCAUCAUUUGCUUCUACAGCCUCUUGAAUUUCAUGCCGUAAUUUAUUUUGUACCUCAUUUUUCAUUGCUAAAUGGUAUAAUGUGAAUAAAAUCGUUGAUGAUGUAGUCUCAAAGCCUGCUGCCAAAAAUGUGUAGGCUUGUGAAACAAUGUCUAUUUUUAAAUUUUCUUCUAUAUGUUCUUUUGAAUUGCUGAAUUGAUCAGCUAAACGAAUAAGACUCUCCAAAUAGUCAUUUCUCAUUAAUUGUUGUUCUGGGUUCUGCCUUUGCUUGACAACAUUCCAAACCGAUUUUUGAAAAUAUUUCUCAACUUUCUUUGAAGUAGUUUUUACAGGCCACAGUUUUAAUAAUGGUAAAUCCAC